Molecule: messenger RNA, 1574 nt
Organism: Sinocyclocheilus rhinocerous
Lineage: Eukaryota; Metazoa; Chordata; Actinopteri; Cypriniformes; Cyprinidae
Gene: lmo1
Product: LIM domain only 1
Exons: 4
Coding region: 619-1086 (155 amino acids)
Biological process (GO): positive regulation of transcription by RNA polymerase II
Cellular component (GO): nucleus
Molecular function (GO): DNA-binding transcription factor binding; transcription coactivator activity
Source: RefSeq, a predicted model, not a curated record
UGGGAAGCGCGCGCAUUUAUUCAGUAGCAGGAGCGCGCGGAGCGCAUAUAUUGGGUGAGAAAAGGCAGCGUGAGCAUGCUGUUAGGAGUUGUCAGCCUCAGAAUUGGAUUUCUUGAAUAUAGUUACAGUUUCGGAGCAAAUGAGAACUGGGAGGAACACGUUUCUACUCCGAGAAUAGCUUCUUCGCGGCAGCUCAAUUUAAACGGGUGUUUAAAUUAGAUUUGAGUUAGUGUAGUCGUUUCGUUUUCGCAUGGAAUGCACCGUGGCGUCUCACUUUAGUUUUAGACAUCGUUAAUUGCAAGCGUGGAUAUUAGGCUACUGACGCGCUGCUGCGUACGCGAAUACAACUGAGGGGACAUCGCUGCAUAUUAUAUCCGAAAUACAUUAAACAAUAGAAUAACAGACGCACACGUUUCUCUACAUGGCUUUCCGUCUCUGAACAGCGGAAAACCACACAGACGAGCCUGCCUGUGUAAUUAAAGCUUGCGGCAGCAACGCGGACGAUUAUUUUUGUUUGUUGCAAAGCAAUUUCUUCUCAGAGACGCGAGCGGCGCGCGCAGAAGUGUGCUGGAGCCGAGAGCGGAUCGCCUGGAGCCGGACUCCUCGCUCCUCAGGACGAUGGUGUUAGACAAGGAAGAGGGUGUGCCGAUGCUCUCCGUUCAGCCCAAAGGAAAACAGAAGGGAUGCGCCGGCUGCAACCGUAAGAUUAAAGACCGCUACCUGCUCAAGGCCCUGGACAAAUACUGGCACGAAGACUGCCUGAAAUGUGCCUGCUGCGACUGCCGCCUGGGUGAGGUGGGCUCCACCCUCUACACCAAAGCCAAUCUCAUCCUCUGUCGCAGGGACUACCUGAGGCUCUUUGGUACAACGGGUAACUGUGCAGCCUGCAGUAAACUGAUCCCAGCCUUUGAAAUGGUGAUGAGGGCCAGAGAUAAUGUUUACCAUUUGGACUGUUUUGCCUGUCAGCUUUGUAACCAGAGGUUUUGUGUGGGCGACAAGUUUUUCCUAAAAAACAACAUGAUUCUGUGUCAGAUGGACUAUGAGGAGGGGCAGCUCAACGGGAGCUUUGAGACACAAGUUCAAUAGCCAAUCAAACGACGGCAGCGACAGCUCUCGGUCCACACACACAAACACACGCUUAUGUGCGAUGGAUGUUCUGCUGCACUCAGAGAGAAGAGCAUCUGUCUGCUUGCCUGCAAUACUUUUUACAGUAAAAGCCCUAUUGGUCCCUGAGGACUCUAUUGUAAAUGUACUACUUUUUGGCCCUUCCUGUCCCCAACACUGAGCAGUUACACGUUUUGAUGUACAGUUGUGCCUGCUUAGCUGAGCACUGUAUUGCCUGUAUGGUUUUUGUGAUGUUUUUCUGUUUUGGUCUCCAUCUUUUUCUUUCUUUCUCUCUCACACACACACACAACCACACACACACUUGCUCUAUUUCUCUUUCUCUUGUUCUUCUAAUGCUUCUCUGAGGGUAUGUACAGUCUGUUUUCUGUAUAUAUAAACUGGAACAUUUAUUUUAUGAAACUGUAAUGCAAUUUUAUUACCAGUGUGAAUUAAAAAGAUUCUUAAAUGUU